Molecule: messenger RNA, 2086 nt
Organism: Sander lucioperca (pikeperch)
Lineage: Eukaryota; Metazoa; Chordata; Actinopteri; Perciformes; Percidae
Gene: gdpd1
Product: glycerophosphodiester phosphodiesterase domain containing 1
Exons: 12
Coding region: 209-1162 (317 amino acids)
Biological process (GO): N-acylethanolamine metabolic process; glycerophospholipid catabolic process
Cellular component (GO): endoplasmic reticulum membrane
Molecular function (GO): phosphoric diester hydrolase activity; phosphatidylcholine lysophospholipase A1 activity
Source: RefSeq, a predicted model, not a curated record
ACAGCGGCAGGUGAAUGCUUUGUCUGUAGACAGCUGUGUAGAGCUCGCUGGAGCUGUAGAGGAGAGGUCAGUUCAUCAGUUUACCUUCAUACAAAGUAACUUAGCUAGCUCUCUGUACACAUUUCUGGACACCAACCACUAGCUAGGUUAGUCAACACAAAGAAAGAAAGAAAACCACUCAGUUUGAUGAAAAGCCGACUGAUAGGAGAUGUGUGCUGCUGUGUAUGUCCUGUCAACGGUAACGGGCUAUGUGCUCACUUCUGCCCUGCUGCUGAAAUGCCCAAAUCUUUUGUACCGGAAGAAGCGAGAGUCUUUUGUCAGCAGGCACAUUUCCCAUCGUGGAGGAGCAGGUGAAAACCUGGAAAACACCAUGGCAGCUUUCAAACACGCUGUGAAUCUUGGCACAGACAUGCUGGAGUUGGACUGCCACCUGACGAAAGAUGAACAGAUAGUGGUGUUACACGAUGACAGCUUGCAGAGGGUCUCUGGCAUCAACGCCCACAUCUCUGACAUAUCCUACGCUGAGCUCCCUCCAUACCUCUGCAAGCUGGGUGUAACUUUUCAGAGGGAGUAUUUCUGUGAGGGGGGUGAGGACAAACGCAUCCCUCUCCUCAGGGAUGUUUUUGAUGCAUUUCCCAAUACUCCUGUCAACAUUGACAUCAAGGUCAACAACGACAUGCUCAUCAAGAAGGUAUCUGAGCUGGUUGUUAAGUAUGACCGAGAGCAUCUGACGGUCUGGGGCAACUCCAGCAACCAGAUUGUAAAGAAAUGUUACAAAGAGAACCCGCGAAUUCCACUUUUGUUCAGCCUUCCCAGAGUAUUGCAGUUGUUAGGCCUCUUCUACACCGGCCUACUGCCCUUCGUUCCCCUCAAGGAGCAGUUUCUGGAGAUCCCCAUGCCCUCUAUUAUCACCAAACUAAAGGAUCCCAACAGACUAUCUAGGAGUCAGCGAUUCAUCACCUGGCUGGCAGACACUUUGCUGAUGAGGAAAGCUCUGUUUGAGCAUCUAACUGCCAGGGGAAUACAGGUGUACGUUUGGGUGCUGAACGACGAGGAGGACUUCCAAAGGGCAUUUGAUUUGGGAGCCACGGGAGUUAUGACAGAUUUUCCCACCAGGCUUAAAGUUUUCUUGGACAGGAAUGGCAUUUCAAAGCCCCAGUGACCUGCCAAAAUCUCCUUUGAUUUGUGUUCUGUGUUCCCCCAAUAGAUACCCAUGUACCCAAACAGUGUGAGCUUUCUAUCAGUAUCACACAGCUAUUUAACACCACACAAUCUUUUUAAGUAUGUCUAUUAAAUAAGACAAAAUGGCCAUCGAAAUAUAGUGUUUGCAGUUCUUAUCAGCCUUGAAUUUCAUAAUAGAUUAGACAGCUAUUUACUUGAAAAUAUAUUUUUUAAGUUACGCCUUUUUUGUCAUGCUUUCAACUCAAGUAAAUGACAGUUAUGGUUCAGGUGUUGUGUUAGUAAAAACACCCGCAGAUGCAGUUUGAUGUUAGGUUUUCUCUUGUUUUCUUUCUUUGUUUACAAUCUGACUCUCACUUAGCAUAUGCAAUAAUACAUUAAUCUAAGCCAUUGAGAUAUUUGUAUAUGUGCCACAUGCAGUCAGAUGUGCUACUUGUCAUAAAUUGCAGGGUGCAGACACAAGUCCUGUGCUACGUUGAGUUUCAUAUGAGCAGUGUGAGUACUGAGGUCAGUCGUGCCACUGCUCCAUAUUUACAAUUCAAAGGCACAUUCAACUGACUUGUGAACUGUUCCGUAAAGAAAACACAGUUUUUAUGUGUUGUUUUUUAAAGACAAUCUAUUGUAUGUUUAUGUGAAGUUGCUUGGUCUCUAGAUUUCCCUUUGAAUCAAAUGAAAUGCCUGAUUAAAUAAUCUGAGCGACAUUUUGCACAAAAACAAACUUAGUCUUGUUUGUUUUAGUAAUGACAGUUGUACCUUUUUCACCUGAUUAAAGUGAUUGUAAUGUAUUUUAAUGUAAAGGCUUUAAAGUGUAUUGGAAAUAUGGUAGACACACUGACACAUGUUUAUUGAUUGCUUCAUGGUAGUCACUUGAAAUUGAAAUAUAUUAAAGGCAUCUGUUCUUUAGUGA